This is a messenger RNA of Macadamia integrifolia, 1466 nucleotides long. RefSeq lists its product as uncharacterized. The record is from RefSeq and is a predicted model, not a curated record. The transcript has 11 exons. NCBI's taxonomy places the organism in Eukaryota, Viridiplantae, Streptophyta, Magnoliopsida, Proteales, Proteaceae. Bases 40 to 1305 code for a protein of 421 amino acids.
AGUAAGUAACAAAUUUAGUUUACCUGUUCAUCACGAGCAAUGUCUUCUUCUUCUUCUUCUUCUUCUUCUUCUUCUUCUCUGCAAGUGUACUUUUUUCUAUUCUUAGUAUCUCUGUGGCUUCCAGUAGUCCAUGGAGCAGCUCCGACGGUGCCGGUCGGUAACAUUUCACGGGUCGAAGAUGCUGUGUAUUUCCGUAUAUAUUAUGGGCAGACCUUCAAAGUCAUCAAAAAUAGUGUUGAUGCCAAGAGCUAUCUUCUUAUUCAGAACAACUCAAAAAUGGCUACAAAGACAAAAUACUGCACGGAAAGAAUCAAAUCCUUUGUGGUCCCUCUAUCCAACUACUCCAUCGACACACAAGAAUUUCCAGGCGUUCCAGUAUCUUUCUUUGAGGUGAGGAUUGCUAGCUUCUUUUAUGUGCUCCUAGGUCUGUUAGGGAACUUGAAGGGCAUAACAUCAGAUUCUGUAGCUUCUGAAUGCUUAUUGAAAUCGCGUGCUGAAGGAGACAUCGUGAUUAUAAAUAAGAGCGAUGAUCAACAACUUACGCAAUUCGCAGCGCACUUUAUUGGCAACAGUGAUCAACAAGAAGCUUGUAAUUUUGCCAUGUUUCUACCUUCUGCUGAGGAGACUCCUCUCCAGAGAGCAGAGUGGAUCAAGUACUUGGGGGUCUUUGCAAAUAUGGAAGUUAGAGCUAAUCAAGUCUAUGAUACAGUGAAACAGAACUAUAUGUGCUUAACUAAAGCUGCAGCAAACAAGAAAUCCUCAUUCAAACCGGUAGUCGCUUGGCUUCAGUAUAGCGAGGGUGUUUGGUAUUUCACAAAUGAGGCUUACAAGAUGAAGUAUGUGCAAGAUGCAGGAGGGGAGAAUGUUGAUGAAUCCAUCAACAAAAUUACUUAUAACAUCUCAAUUCCUGAUGACUUGGAGAACUUCUAUGCAAUCUUAUGUACUCUUGAUGUUGUGAUUGAUGAAACAUAUGUUGAUGAUCCAACUCAAUACAACCUUACAACAUUUCUUCACAACAUCAAUGUUGAUGACCAAUCUUGUUUUGCUUUUCUUGCAAAUCAAAGUGUAUGGAGAUAUGACAAAAGAACCUACAAUUCCACUGCCAUCGACUGGUUUGAUGGUGCCAUCUCCCAGCCUCAAUUGGUUUUAGCAGAUCUUCUUGAAGCUUUCCUCCCUACAGGAAACUAUACAACAACAUACUUCAGGAACCUUGCAAAGGAAGAAGAGAUUGUAACUGUUGGUCCUGAGAUGUGCAACAGAGAGAGCUCUGCCGCAAUGGAGCCCACAAUGGUACCUUGUCAAUGAAGCCAAAUGAUGAUCUUGGGUUUUUUUUUUUUUUUUUUUUCAUUUUAAAUAAUCCUUUAUUAUUUUUUUCUUCAGUACUUACUUUAGGGUAUUUGCUACAAAAAAUGUAUAAGCUAUCUUAAGUUGAUUUUUUUUUUUCUAAAGAAUUUUUUGCUUUCAAA